Messenger RNA from Erpetoichthys calabaricus (reedfish), 2514 nucleotides. RefSeq names its product SH3-domain kinase binding protein 1 (gene sh3kbp1). The coding region runs from base 392 to 2404 and encodes 670 amino acids. Gene Ontology annotation, molecular function: protein binding. Lineage: Eukaryota; Metazoa; Chordata; Cladistia; Polypteriformes; Polypteridae. The record is from RefSeq and is a predicted model, not a curated record. The transcript has 18 exons.
CUGUCUCCGAAGCAGCAUCAUCAACGGCAGAGGGCCCGCUGUAAGGGAGGAGGAAGCAGUCAAAAGGAGGAGGAGGGAAGUGUUGCACUUUACAUGUACAAAUACCGUAACAGGGGGAACGUCAAUAAGCAUUGGCAAGCGCAAUCAGCGCUUUACAAGCACAGUACUGUACUGAGCCUACCCGCUGAUAACAUACGAGAGGAGGCAGCGGGUUGGGAAUGGUGCUCCAGUCUCCGCGCACAUAGCGAAAUUCUAGAGCCGUUCACUUGAAAAAGAGACGGCGGCUGAGUUCGCAGCUGGAUUUACUUUCUGUGGAAAUUGUUUACAUAUUUUUGAAGGCAAAAGUUUUGACUAGGACCCGUACUUCAGUCUGAAGCCCAACGCAAUAUAAAUGGUGGAAGCGAUUGUGGAGUUUGACUACAAAGCUCAGCAUGAUGACGAGCUGACAAUUAGUAUAGGUGAUAUUAUCAAAAACAUUAGAAAGGAUGAUGGUGGAUGGUGGGAAGGAGAGAUCAAUGGCAAGAGAGGUGUUUUUCCAGAUAACUUUGUUAAGGAAAUUAAAAAGGAUGUUAAGAAAGAGGUCCAAGGACACAAGCUAGCAGAGAAGCCAAAGCAGGAACUUUCCAAUGGGAGCCCCUUGAUCAUCACAGGAGACUUUAAUCUUCGCAAUCCCAAAAAAGGUGAUAAAAUUAGAAAAAGAAGAUGUAAAGUGGCUUUCAGCUACACCCCUCAAAAUGAAGAUGAACUCGAGCUGAAGAUUGGGGAUAUCAUAGAAGUUCUAGCUGAGGUGGAAGAGGGCUGGUGGGAAGGCUGUCUCAAUGGGAAAACAGGAAUGUUUCCUUCCAACUUUAUUAAAGAGAUUGCUCAUGAAUCAGAAGAUGCAUCUUCUACUCAGGAGGAAAAGAUUACAAAAACAACUACUAAAGACAGCACAGGGUCAGAAAGUGAUGGUGGUGAUUCUGGCAGCACAAAAUCAGAUGGGGGAAGUGUUUCUUCUAAUGCAGAAAUCCAACCUAAGAAGAUCAAAGGAAUUGGUUUUGGGGAUAUUUUUAAAGAUAAGCCGAUUAAACUGAGACCGAGGUCUAUGGAUGUCGACACUGAGCUCAUCUCUCCUGAGAAACAAUCAGCAGCAAAGAAAUUGUCCUCAGUCCCUGCAGCACAUGAUGGUGUGAAAACAGAAGCAGAUAACAGAACGAAGGGAAAAGAAUAUUGCAAGGUGUUAUUUCCAUAUGAAGCACAAAAUGAAGAUGAACUGACAAUCAAGGAAGGGGAUAUUAUUACUAUUUUGUGGAAGGAUUGUACAGAUGCUGGCUGGUGGCAGGGAGAGUUGAAUGGAAAACGAGGGCUAUUUCCUGACAAUUUUGUUAAGAUAUUAUCCCAAGACACUGAAAAAGAGAGACCUAGGAAGCCACCGCCUCCUGCUGCUCCAGUUGGUAAACAAAUUGCAGACAAAAAGCCAGAAGUUAGAAAGAUGCCUCCAGAAAGGCCAGAAUAUCUUCCAAGCAAGGAAGAAGAGAAAGAAGACAAGCAUGAAAAGGAUCUCAAACAUGUAGAUACACAGAAGACUGUUUUACCUGUUGUGCCUCCAAAAAAACCGCUGCCCCCCAAAACCAACUCCCUUAACAGGCCUGCAUCAUUCCCCCCAAAACGGCCCGAGAGACCGACUGCACCUGCUUCUUGUAUACGGUCUGAGAGCCCAAAGUCCGAUGUAGGAAGUGUGACAUCAGGAAGCACAACUGAAAAGGACGCAUCUGAAAAACCGAAUGACUUUGAUGUUGAAGAUUUUGACUCGGUAGUUCCUGUGUCUGAGAAACUUAACCAUCCAACUGCCUCCAGGCCUAGAAUUACUGAUAGAAGGCCUCGGUCACAACUCUUCACAUCAUCCUCACUUUCUAGUCCUGAUUUAGUGGAUUCAUCCACUCCUGAAGAAGAAAAACAUGAGAAUGGCAAAGGGAAAGAAGAGUAUGAUUUUCAAGCAGCUAAAAUAUCAGAUACAACAAAAAAAGUUGUCAAGCCUGUUCCAUUGUUGCCAGUAUCUGAAAACAAAGCUGUAUUACCCCCAAAACCAGGAAUACCAUCUCUAUCUUGCACUGGGACUGGUGGACAGACGCCAUUGUCUUCUACAGUUCAUCACGGAGUGAUGGGUACAGGACAGAGACCGAGUUCACCCUCUCAUUUUAAAGAAGACGUGAAGCCAAAGAAUGAUCAAGCCAGCAAUAGCCAGAAUGCCUUGGAAGAACUGAGAUUGCAGGUUAAGGAAUUGAAGACAGUUAUAGAUCAUAUGAAGGUCCAACACAAGAAGGAGAUUAAACAAUUAAUGAAUGAACUGGAUGAAGAGAAGAAAAUACGAUUAUCUUUACAAAUGGAAGUGGAACAUAUAAAGAAAGUACUCCAUUCAAAAUAAGCACCAGAUCUUUGGAAGGAAGAUCAAGUCACAACUCAAGACUUUAUAUUUUAUUUUCCCACAGCCAAAAUAGUUUUGCACCAAAAAAACAUACAUAUAUAUAUAUAUAU